UAAUCCUCGCCCGCUCGUAGCCGGUGACAGCUGCUGCUGCGCCUGCUGUGAGUGCUGCUCCAGACGAGUAGACCUCCGCGUCUUCAUCUCCUCGGCUUCCUGGGGUCCCCGCUGCCUCCGUUGUCGAGACCGAAGAUUGUCUUUGAAAAAGGAUCCCUCCCCACCCCCACCUCCCCUACGGCACAAACAGAAAUCGAGCCACUGUCGAUAUCCCUUGCUUCUUGCUUCCAUGGGAAGCAUGAGUCUAUUGGAACUUGGGACAAGAAGAAAUCAAGGUAUCUCUACUACAGAGCCCAGACACUAAACACAUGUCCCAAACUCUGAAGAGCCAGGACACAAACAUGAGUGACAGUGGCUACAGGGAUCCUGUGGAAGACUCUCAAAACGUUUUGGGAAAUGAUCCAUCAGUAAACUCUCAAGCACAGGACCCCAUAGUCACACCGAGUAACACUGUGGAAGCCCAGACCCUACAUCCCACAUCUGAUCUUAAGGAAGACCAUCAUGAAAUAGGGGCCAAAGGUCAGGAGCAUGCAGACACAGGUGACAGGGCAGAAAGUUCUGAGGAACCAGCUUUGGAGAAACCUCCACUGGAUAAAGCAGAACUGGAGAGGAGCCCGAGUUCUCAGGACACAGAGCAAAGGCAUCACCCCUACUCGGAACAUGUGGGCGGAGACACCCUGGUUCUGGAUCCUAACUACUCUCAAAGCGACUUGGGAGGAAGAGCGGAUGCACACCUGGAGAGCAGCUCUGCAGCCCCCACAGAGGGGGCAGGUGAGGGAGGUGAAGCAGGUGCACACCUGGAGAGCAGCUGUGCAGCCCUCCCAGUGGGAGCAGAUGAGGGAGGAAGAGCGAAUGCACACCUGGAGAGCAGCUCUGCAGCCCCCACAGAGGGGGCAGGUGAGGGAGGUGAAGCAGAUGUACACCUAGAAAGCAGCUCUGCAGUCCCCCCAGAGGAGGCCCAUCUGGAGAGCAGCUCUGCAGCCCCCUCAGAGGGGGCAGGUGAGGGAGGUGAAGCAGAUGCACACCUGGAGAGCAGCUCUGCAGCCCCUUCAGAGGGGGCAGGUGAGGGAGGUGAAACUGCUCAGAACCUACUUGCUGUAGACUCUACCGAUGCCCAGAGUCCCUGUCACUCCAGUGCAGGCCCAGGGAGCCAGGAUUCACUGAGGAGAAGACUGCCUGUGACAGAGGCUGAAAGGCAUGAAGAAGAGACACAGUUGGUGACGGAAAAGGAGGAGGUCGCACAGGAAACAUUGAGAAAGACUGAGAAAAAGAGUCUCUGGACCUAUGGUUCCAUGUUUCUUGGCUGCCUGAUUGUGGCUGUGGUGCUAAGCUCUGUCAACAGCUACUAUUCCUCCCCAGCUCAGCAGGUGCCACAGAACCCAGCUCUGGAGGCCUUCCUGGCUCAGUUUAGCCAACUGAGGGAGAAAUUUCCAGGUCAGAGUGCCUUCCUGUGGCAGCGAGGGCGUAAGUUUCUCCAGAAGCACCUCAACGCCUCAAACCCCAGUGAGCCAGCCACCGUCAUCUUCACAGCUGCUCGAGAGGGGAAGGAGACCCUCAAGUGCCUGAGCUACCACGUGGCCAAUGCCUACACCUCUUCCCAGAAGGUAACUGCCGUCUCCAUAGACGGAGCGGAGAGAGCCCUGCAGGACAGUGACACAGUCAAGCUGUUGGUUGACUUGGAGCUCAGCUAUGGGUUUGAGAAUGGCCACAAGGCUGCUGUAGUCCACCACUUCGAAUCCCUUCCUGCGGGCUCCACCCUGAUCUUCUACAAGUACUGUGACCACGAGAACGCCGCCUUUAAAGAUGUGGCCCUUGUCCUGACCGUCCUGCUGGAGGAGGAAACGUUAGAAGCAAGUGUAAGCCCCAGGGAAACAGAAGAAAAAGUGAGGGAUUUGCUCUGGGCCAAGUUCACCGACUCCGGAACUCCCAGCUCCUUCAGCCACAUGGACUCAGACAAACUGAGUGGACUCUGGAGCCGUAUCUCCCACCUCGUGCUGCCCGUGCAGCCCGUCAAGAACAUAGAAGAGCGAGGCUGCCUUUUGUGAAGCCAGCCACCAAGGUGACAUUGAAGGGCCAGGCCUGAGGGCUCUGUUGCAAUGGGAGGAGGUGAUUGGCACGUGAGAGGAAACAGCUGGUGCACGAGACUUUAUGUUGGAAAAGAAGCCUUUUUUUCCUUUUACUUUUAUAAAAACUUUCUAGUCUGAACUUUGAUAAAACUAACAAUUGGCCUGAUGUUUUUCUUUGUCUUUUAAAGCCAAUCAGGUUGAUGUAUGUAUGGAUCGUUUAGGUGUCCAGCCCAUUGGUAGAAUCGUUGCACAGGAAGUUCUGAUUCUCCGGGAACUGCACUACCACUGCUGUCCUGCAAGGACUCUAACCGGCCACCAGGGCCAUGUUUGGACCUGGACUAGGCGUAAUUCCAAUGAUUUUAGAGGACACUUCUACCACAUCUUAAGUUCUUUCUAAGAUUCACUUUAAUAAUGCACUCGUGGGGUUGGUUGUAUCUUACACAGAUUUGCACUUUGACUAGGUGAAAACAGGAAAUUACAGUUCAGCCCCCCCCAGACCUACCUAAGAACCUGGUGUGUGUAUGCUUUUAUUCCGUUAAGGAGCUGAGGUAGGAACAGCUGCUCUCAAACGAACAAACAAAAAUGUUCCCAAGCAUCAAUGUAGAAAUUGUUAGUAAUCACCAGAAAUAAAAAAAUCCCAACUGGCGAUAUCAUUUCUCUGUGCCUACCCGCGGCCCCUCCUCCCUAUGAGAGCAUGCCUGCCCUUGGCUGCUGCUGGUAUUUUGGCUUCUCUGUUAAGAUUUCGGUGGAACUGAGUUUCACCGAAAGGAAGUUUAAAAACCCUUGAUGAAGUGAAAGCACAUUCUAGAAUAGGAAGUUGGAUAGGAAGAAAUGGCAGGGUUAGGAGUUGACCAGGGUUACAAAGACCUGCAGGUGAGCUAGCUACUCGAGGAUGUCUGUUGGUCUUUCUGGCUUCCCCACUGGAAUUUCACAUUUGUCUGUGGUAAGAGUCUGAGUGCUGUUUCAGAAAAGACUUGAGUAAUAGCAGCUGCUGCAGGAGGAUGUUCUCCAUAGGGGACAGGAAGAGGAAUCAUGGCCAGUGUCAGUUGUUAAGCUUCGUCCCAUGAUUUCAGACUGGGCCAAUAGCUGUUGAUCAGCACAUGAACUCUGAAAGUAAAACGCUAGUAAAAUGAUCUUGACCCUCAUCCAUUACAUGGGUGGGGAAAAAGCCCUUGGAACUUGGCACUCAGUUUUGGGUCAUCUGCUGCUAUGAGAUCAUGUAUGUAGUUGAGACAUUAAGCCACAGAGUCUAGAGGGAUUUUAGGAAACACUAAGAUUUCUAUUGAUAGUUAAAAGGAUCACAGAGGCCCUCGUGAGAGGUAAUCUGAAAAUAUUUACCAUAAAAUGGCUUUGGCCAGAGCCUUUGGUGUUAAGUAAGUUAAUUAUGGGGGCCCAGGUGAAGCAGUACGCAUUUGGAAUUUUGAAGGUAUCCUGAAAUAGACGUAAGAAAAAACCCUACACAAAAUUUAAGCAUGGUGAAUGGGGUUUUACUGUUAAACCAGUGUAAAACACAGGGACUGUAGAAAAAUCUGUCUGCCAUAUUUGAUUUUUCUUUUUUCUUCUGUAUUUCUAAACUCACUUGUUUCGAAUGCUAGUGGCUUGUCAUAGAGCCAUGCUGGCCUGGUGCUUACCCUGUGGUGUAGGCUGACUUUGAACUUACAGUGAUUUUUCCUACCUCGGCUUCCUGAGUGCUGAGGCUAUAGGUGUGUACCGUUGUACUCAGCUCUUAGCUACUAACAUUACAUCACGUAAAGCCACGUCAGAAGGCGCCUUGCAGAGCUGCUGUGUUGGCCUUUGACCUGUGCUCCAGAGGAACUGUGGAGAGGACGCUAGAGGAACUGGUCAGCAGUAUUUGUAUACAGUCUGUGUCAGGGACUCAGGUCACAGGUGAACUAGGUAAUCAUUUCUUCAUUAAAACUGUAAAACUACAGCCUUACAAAGUUUGCUGUUAACAAAAAUUCAGGAUAUAAUACAUUCUAGAAAUUUAUUUUCAUCUUUUUCCUAUUUACCUUGUUAAAAAACACUUUUCCUCAUACGUGCAAUCAACUGAGACUCAUCAGUUUUCUACACUGUUUCAAAUCCUCCGGCCUUAACAUUCAUUCAAGGAGAGUGCCCUAUCACUAAGCUGUAUUCCCAGACCUUUAAAAAAUAAUUUUGAAAAAAACCCCAAAAAACAGUAUAUGUUUGUUUGGGGUCAGAACAAAUGAUUUUCUGUUUUUGAUACAGAGUCUGUACAUAGCCCAAAGUAGUAAUUCUCAAGCCUUAGACUUUUACAUAAUGAGAUUCUAGGAGUGUGCCGCCAUACCAGCUCAGUGCAGUUACUUUUAAAACAAAAAUAUACUUUAAAAUGUAUACAUAUCUAUUUUCAACUGAACACACACACACACACACACACACAUACAUACAUAACACACACACACAUACACAUUGGUGGUGUUUUUGUUUUUUUGUUUUGUUUUGUUUUAAAUAGGAAUCCCUUCUUGAGUAAUACCAAGUCUCUGAAACAAGCAGGGGAAAUAGAAACUGUCUUUAGACUUGAGUCUCGCUUUCCCUUUCAGGUAAAAUUUAGGGUUCUUAGGGUUCUUUUAGGUAGUUCUCAGAGAUCAUCAGAGAAGUUCUAGAGAGUUCUUAUCCCUGAACUAAUUUGAACAAAUUUUAUCUGGAAGUUCGGAGGCUUGGGGGAGGGUAGUGAGGAUCAGUGCCCUUCCUGUCGGCCCACCCUAACAGUGCUGGCUGAUGGAGGGGACAGCUUUGUCUCAAGGCCUUUGGUUCACAUUCUCGUUUAAGGCCGGAGCACUGUGAGCACAGAUGCUGGGUAUGGCAGACAGAUGUGAACACGAGAGAAAUGCAGCAAAACGAUGACCAGCAACACGCUUACAUUCUCUAUCAAGGAUUUCUUAGCCCCAAGAAUCCUGCCUUGAUGUAUUCACAAAUUUAACGGCUUGUCAGACUUUUCAAGUCACCAUAACUGCUUUUUUGCAUUUGUUUCCAUAUUGAUGAUGUUGAAUGUGCCUUAUUCAAAUCAACUGUCAUUUACAAUAAAUUGCCUUGAUUUUUCCUAGUUGCUUGAUUUUUGACUAAAAUUUCCAAAAUAAAGAGUUUAUGGAAA
Molecule: messenger RNA, 5175 nt
Organism: Rattus norvegicus (Norway rat)
Lineage: Eukaryota; Metazoa; Chordata; Mammalia; Rodentia; Muridae
Gene: Tor1aip2
Product: torsin 1A interacting protein 2
Biological process (GO): protein localization to nuclear envelope; endoplasmic reticulum organization
Cellular component (GO): endomembrane system; endoplasmic reticulum; nuclear envelope
Molecular function (GO): ATPase activator activity; ATPase binding
Source: RefSeq, a predicted model, not a curated record